Messenger RNA from Paramuricea clavata, 441 nucleotides. The record is from the annotation of a GenBank genome assembly. NCBI's taxonomy places the organism in Eukaryota, Metazoa, Cnidaria, Anthozoa, Malacalcyonacea, Plexauridae.
AUGGCUAGUACACCAAAGCGAAGAAAGUGUGUAUGUGAUGAAGAACUGAAGAAAAUGAAAGAACAAGCUGACAAGAUAUUUCUAACCGAACAAAGACUGGAAUUAGCAGAAUUAGCAGAAAAGUUACAAGAACAAAGCAAAACGGAGUUUCAACAAGCAACUAUAAGCAAUGGAUACGCGUAUGGACCACCUCAUUUCAAAUAUUUCGAACCAAACAAAAUGGAGUUUCAACAAGCAACUAAGGCGUGGAUACGAAUGGAUGGAGAACAGCAGUUAUCACUCAUUUACGCCACCGAUGAUGGUAUAAUUCGACCCCCUAUUCCCCCACCCAUCCCCAUCGAUGCUGUGGCCGAUAAUAAACGCUAUGUUGUAGCAUCAUUUGAACAAAAGAAGGAACCAGAAGAUGUGUACACAAGUCCUGAUUUAUGUACUAUUAGUUAG